AUGAAACUGCCCACGAUCUUCACCAAAACGGUUGUUCCCCUCUCGCACGAGCCUGGGGACCUCGAAACUGCUCGACGACAAGGAUCCAACGCCAUGGCAAGAUAUUUUCUAUCGCUUCGCCGCAAAGCUGGAGUCUCCGAUUCUAUGGUCCGGAAAUGGAUUAUCCUUAGCAAGCGAACUUGUGUCCUCGAACAAACUGUAACCGUAGAGAUUGGGCGAUCAAGAGACUCUGCUAGUUGCCGUGCUGUAGUCUGGCUCGAUGCCGGCAAAGAACUGGCAGAUAGUAUUGAAGGGCCCUGGAGUCACACACCCGAAACAAAUGCCUGGAAGACAUUUUUCCAUCCAGUCAUUGUGCCGCAAGCUACUGAUCUUCCCAACACUAGCCAGACUCUUUUCAAAGCCGAAUCGUUUUCGAGCCGAAGCUCCAAGCGACCCAACACUUCGAGCCCGGCGCUAAUCGUCGAAUCAGCAAGUUGGAAGGCUGGCCAAAACAUCAGCCAUCUUCCAUUCAAGUACGGUGCUCAUCUUAACAGGGAGCUAGCCAGCCGAGAUGUGUUGUAUGCCCUGAGCGAGCUUCUGCAUUUUGUGGCCGCGGCCGAAAUUCAAUUCUUCAACGUUCUUCAAAAAUGCAUCGACAAGGAGCUUUCAUUUGUUGGAGCCCCAGAGAUCGGCGAAAGCCACUCUGUAUCACUUCUCAACUUGAGAUACAUCAAGAUGCAAUUGUCUUCACACUCCCAGAGUCUUGCCGAAGUUGCCAAUCUCUUACGCAAUAGAACAUCUCUCGACUGGCCUCGUAUGACCAAAGAUGAAGAUCAAUCUCUUGCGGACAUAGCAGAAAAGACCGCUGCUCUACAGCUGACCGAUUUUGAGUACCUACUUCAGCGAACUCUUACGCUAGCGCACGAAUGCGAGCAGGGCAUGACGACCUUGGCCGAUAGCUAA
Molecule: messenger RNA, 942 nt
Organism: Colletotrichum orchidophilum
Lineage: Eukaryota; Fungi; Ascomycota; Sordariomycetes; Glomerellales; Glomerellaceae
Exons: 1
Coding region: 1-942 (313 amino acids)
Source: RefSeq, a predicted model, not a curated record